This is a messenger RNA of Pichia kudriavzevii, 1092 nucleotides long. RefSeq lists its product as uncharacterized. Gene Ontology annotation, molecular function: NAD binding; 3-isopropylmalate dehydrogenase activity; magnesium ion binding. Gene Ontology annotation, cellular component: cytosol. Bases 1 to 1092 code for a protein of 363 amino acids. Gene Ontology annotation, biological process: L-leucine biosynthetic process. The record is from RefSeq and is a predicted model, not a curated record. Lineage: Eukaryota; Fungi; Ascomycota; Pichiomycetes; Pichiales; Pichiaceae. The transcript has a single exon.
AUGUCUACCAAAAAUAUCGUUCUUUUACCAGGAGACCAUGUUGGUACCGAAAUUGUCGAUGAGGCCGUCAAGGUGCUCAAGGCCAUCAGUGAGGCAAAGCCUGAGAUCAAGUUCAACUUUGAGCACCAACUAAUUGGUGGUGCUGCAAUUGAUGCCACCGGUGUUCCAUUACCGGACGAGGCAUUGGCUGCAGCCAAGAAGGCCGAUGCAGUAUUACUUGGUGCGGUUGGUGGUCCUAAAUGGGGUACAGGUUCUGUGAGACCAGAACAGGGGUUGUUGAAGAUCCGUAAGGAGUUGAACCUCUAUGCGAACUUGAGGCCAUGUAACUUUGCCAGUGACAAGCUACUCGGUCUCUCUCCCUUGAAGAGCGAGAUCGUCAAGGGGACGGACAUUUUGAUUGUUAGAGAGUUGGUUGGAGGUAUCUACUUUGGGGAGAGAGAGGAGGACACGGGAAGUGGUAGAGCGUGGGAUACUGAGGCGUACUCGGUUGAGGAAGUUACUAGAAUCACUAGAAUGGCGGCAUUUCUAGCGUUACAGAACGAUCCGCCAUUACCCGUAUGGUCUAUUGAUAAGGCCAACGUUUUGGCAUCGUCCCGAUUAUGGAGGAAAACCGUUGAACAUGUCAUGGCAACGGAAUUCCCGCAAUUGACUCUACAGCAUCAGUUGGUCGACAGUGCGGCUAUGAUUUUAGUCAAGUCUCCAACGAAGCUCAACGGAAUCAUGAUCACCUCCAACAUGUUUGGCGACAUUUUGUCCGACGAGGCCAGCGUUAUUCCCGGUUCCUUGGGCCUCCUACCUUCCGCGUCUCUUGCUUCUCUACCAGACACAAACAAAGCCUUUGGUCUCUACGAACCAUGUCAUGGCUCUGCCCCAGACUUGCCCCAGAACAAGGUGAAUCCAGUUGCCACCAUUUUGUCGGCAGCAAUGAUGCUCAAGCUCUCCCUCAACCUUGUUGAAGAAGGCCGGGCUAUUGAGCAGGCCGUCAAGAACGUCCUUGACUCGGGCAUUAUGACGGGAGACUUGGGUGGCUCUGCCACCACCACCGAGGUGGGAGAUGCAGUUGCUGCAGAAGUGAAGAAGCUCCUCUCUUGA